GGUAUAUUUGUAUUUAUUAUAGGAAUGAAAUACAAGUGCUUUUGAAAACAAAUCCUCUAUUUGUGUAUGAAUCAAUGUAUGUUGAAUCGGUAGAAUUGUUCUAUAAAAUAUGCAAAGGUACACAACGAGGUCCAUGUCAAAAUAUUGAGUUCAUAUACCCAGGAACAAAAUGGUGUGGGCCAGGAAAUAUUGCCAAAAAUUAUUCGGACUUGGGAAUUUAUCAUGAAGAAGAUAUUUGUUGUCGAGAACAUGAUCAUUGUACAAGAACGUUAGAAACUGGUCAAUGUUAUUUCAAUCUUUGUAAUACUUCUCCUUAUACUAGAUCUCAUUGUGAAUGCGAUGUAAAGUUUCAGCAAUGUUUAAACAAAGUCAACACAUCUACUGCUCACACAUUGGGUGUCAUAUUUUUUAAUAUAGUAAAAGUUAUGUGCUUUAAAGAAGAGUGUCUAUUUGGGUAAGAGAUCAAGGAUGAUUUAAGAAUAACACAACACUGUGAAC
Messenger RNA from Diuraphis noxia (Russian wheat aphid), 498 nucleotides. RefSeq names its product phospholipase A2-like. The record is from RefSeq and is a predicted model, not a curated record. Gene Ontology annotation, biological process: arachidonate secretion; phospholipid metabolic process. Lineage: Eukaryota; Metazoa; Arthropoda; Insecta; Hemiptera; Aphididae. Gene Ontology annotation, molecular function: A2-type glycerophospholipase activity.